ACGAGCGACAUGAGGUGGUGCGGCUGCUAGGAGCUCGCUCGCUCGCUCGUCGCGUCGCGUCCCCCCCGCCCCAGCCCCAGCCCCAGCAUGCUCUUCGACACCUUCGACCUGCUGUCUGCUCUGGCCACGCUGGCGGCGUGCGCGCUGUGCGUGGCGCUGCUGCUCGCCGUGUCACAGCAGCUGUGGCAGCUGCGCUGGACCGCCACGCGCGACAAGAAGUGCAAGCUGCCCAUGCCCAAGGGCUCCAUGGGCUUCCCCUUCAUCGGCGAGACUUGCCACUGGCUCCUGCAGGGUUCGAGUUUCCACGCUUCGCGGAGGCAGAAGUACGGCAACGUGUUCAAGACCCACCUGCUGGGCCGCCCGCUCAUUCGGGUGACGGGCGCCGAGAACGUGCGCAAGGUGCUGAUGGGCGAGCACACCCUGGUGACGGUGGACUGGCCGCAGAGCACCGCCGCCCUGCUGGGACCCAACUCGCUCGCCAACAGCAUUGGCGACAUCCACCGCAAGAGGAGGAAGGUGUUUGCCAAAGUGUUCAGCCACGAGGCCUUGGAGUCGUACCUGCCCAAAAUCCAGCAAGUUAUCCAGGAGAGCCUGCGCGUGUGGAGCUCCAACCCCGAGCCCAUCAACGUCUACAGGGAGAGCCAGAGGUUAUCCUUCACCAUGGCGGUGAGAGUGCUGCUGGGAUUCCGGGUCUCGGAGGAGGAGAUGAGGCACCUGUUCUCCACCUUCCAGGACUUUGUCAACAACCUCUUCAGUCUGCCCAUCGACAUGCCCUUCAGUGGCUACAGGAAGGGUCUGCGAGCGCGCGACAAGCUGCAGAAGAGCAUCGAGAAAGCCAUCAGGGAGAAGCCGCUGUGCACGCACGGCAAAGACUACAGCGACGCCCUGGACGUCCUCAUGGAGAGCGCCAAAGAGAACGGCGCCGAGCUCACCAUGCAGGAGCUGAAGGAGUCCACCAUCGAGCUGAUCUUUGCCGCCUUCGCCACCACGGCCAGCGCCAGCACCUCCCUCAUCAUGCAGCUCCUGCGCCACCCGCCGGUCCUGGAGCGCCUACGGGAGGAACUGAGGGUGCGGGGCUUCCUCCAUAACGGCCGCCUGUGCCCCGAGGGCGAGCUGCGUCUGGACACCAUCGUCAGCCUCAAGUACCUGGACUGCGUCAUCAAGGAGGUUCUGAGGCUCUUCACGCCCGUCUCGGGGGCGUACCGAACCGCCAUGCAGACCUUUGAACUCGACGGGGUGCAGAUUCCAAAGGGCUGGAGUGUGAUGUACAGUAUUCGGGACACCCACGACACGUCAUCCGUCUUCAAGGACGUGGACGCCUUCGACCCUGACCGUUUCAGUCAGGAGCGUGGCGAAGACAAGGAGGGGCGCUUCCACUACCUGCCCUUCGGCGGCGGCGUCCGCUCCUGCCUGGGCAAACAGCUGGCCACGCUCUUCCUACGCAUCCUGGCCAUCGAGCUCGCGAGCACCAGUCGCUUCGAGCUUGCCACGCGACACUUCCCCCGUGUGGUCACCGUGCCUGUGGUCCACCCGGUGGACGGGCUAAAGGUCAAGUUCUACGGCCUGGACUCCAACCAGAACGAGAUAAUGGCCAAGUCAGAGGAGCUGCUGGGAGCCACCGUGUGAAGGUGAUGAUUGAAGGAGCGAAAAGAAGGAUGCCACAUUUUCUUCUCCACCUUUUCGGACUAAAAGAAACGUUUUCACCUCCAGUUCCGACAGAAAAGGAAAAAGCUGCCAUGAGGAUUCUGCUAUCAUCUCAACAAAAAGCAAUGGAAUAUCAUUGGAAUGUGUGUGUGUGAGUGUGGGGGCGGGGGGGGAGGGAGGUAUCGAUAGGCAAGAUGGAGGAAAAAGGGUACCUGAAGACAGGAAGCGAAGGCUUGGGGGAAUUUGCUCAAUCCAAAUUGGCCAAUCAUUAUAGCAAGGUAAAUCGGGGUCCGGACGCAGUCUCUUUCCUUUCUUUUCAAAUCAAAAGUAAAAUGGGAGCUUGGAUUUUUGAACAGCUUUGUCUGUGGGUCGUUUGCUUUGACUACUCAAGUGUAUAGUUCAACUGCAUUCCCAACGAAUGAGAAUGACCUUUGGAUGAAAUUGAUUGCGGUUUAUAAUAGGCUCUCAAAAGGCUCGCCAUUGUUAGAAAGACCAAACUUGGUUGUUGCCUCGCAGCCUCAUGAUUGGCUCAAUACCACUGCAUGCUCAUUUCCUAAAUUAUUUCACUGGAAAGUCGAAGAGGGAACACGUCGUGAGCAAAUUAGCGCCCACUGCUUGCGUUUACAGCUAUCGCCUGCUGACAGUUGGCAUCACAAACACCAGCAAGUGAUUCAAAAUGUAAAUGCUGCUUGUCCUCGUCGUCGUGUCGGUUUCGAUUGUCGUAUUGCGGCCCUCCCGCUUUGAGAGACAACACAGCAGAAUCAUUCCAUCCGAGCGUCCCUCAAACCAACCGAAAGCGUGAACGGCACGGACCAAUGAGGUUUGAGGGGGCAGGGCACGGAGAACGACCAAUAGUGUGGCACGCGCUUGUCUUAACACACCACUGACUUGUUCAGGAAUGGGACGGCAAGUAUUCUCUUUGCUGCUUCUUUGUGGACAUCGUCUCACGGAGAGUUCUAAAUAUCCAAACUUGUUUGUUUUGGUCAAACUCACAUCGUGUUUCUUUACACGUUAUUAGGCACGCUAGCUAAAACUAGCGCAGACCUCUACACCAACUGCUUUGAAUGAAACUAAUAAUCAGGCAAAAGAGUGUAUACAAACUUGCACACAUAUAAUUGUAGGGUCUGCAUUUUGUAAAAAGCAAAAAAAAUAAAAAAUAAAAAUAAAAAAAAUUUAAAAAAAAGAGUGUUAACAUGCUACUGUUUUUCAUAAUUUGUGUAAUACUCAAGCAAGCUCGCAAGCCACAGGAAAAAUCAGCUAUCGACUAAUAACCCAAUAUUAAUGUUAUUAUUGUUGUUCAACUUCUUUUAUUUCUACGACAGAGUUAUUUUAGUUUUGAGCCGAAAUGAAGAAAAAAAAAACGUUUUUGGAAAAUACUGGAUUUCUAUAGAAUGUUAUGUAUUUCAUUUACAUUGUACACAGUGUUGAAAUUGUUAAUAGUGUUAAUUGAUGACUGUAAUUAUGCAGUGUUUUGUUAUUUAGACUUAUUAUCGCUGCAUUUUAUUUGCUAUUAAUUAUGGAAAACGCAAAGCACUUGGGGGUAAGACUAUUUUUUAAGGGCCAAGCGACUACAUUUCUUCUUUCCUGAUGCUUUGUCUGGACGUCCUGUACAUAUUUGGAUUUUCAUAGGAAAUAUUAUGUUGCUUAGCUGAAUUAUGAAUGUCUUCUUUUUUGGUUGUUUUUGUCACCGUGAUUGUUCAAUGUACUCCUGCAAUAAACUCUGUAGUAAAAAAAUUGUGGUUGGACACAAAUAAAAAAAUG
Molecule: messenger RNA, 3405 nt
Organism: Phycodurus eques (leafy seadragon)
Lineage: Eukaryota; Metazoa; Chordata; Actinopteri; Syngnathiformes; Syngnathidae
Gene: cyp26b1
Product: cytochrome P450 26B1
Exons: 7
Coding region: 88-1626 (512 amino acids)
Biological process (GO): sterol metabolic process
Molecular function (GO): iron ion binding; heme binding; oxidoreductase activity, acting on paired donors, with incorporation or reduction of molecular oxygen
Source: RefSeq, a predicted model, not a curated record